GACUUGGAGUCUGGACUCCUGGGUUUUUUAUUCUUGGCUCCAUUGCCUGACAUGAGAACAUAAGAGCGGCCAGACUGGAUCAGACCAAAGGUCCAUCUAGCCCAGUGUCCUGUCUUCCAACAGUGGCCAAUGGCAGGUGCCCCAGAGGGAAGGAACAGAACAGGAUGAAAGUUUGGCAUUUCCUGGUUGCCUUCAAGAACAAGAGUAGGAGACGUGUCAGGCUGUAAUAAGUCCUGAGAUAUUGCUGCACCGGUCACACUUAAGGGACCCAGGGAAAUUGGGCAUGGAGGCGGAGGAGAAUGAAGUGGAGAGCAGCAGCGAUGCGGCCCCUCAUCUGGCACAGGAAGAACCUUCGGAGAGCGGGCUUGGUGUCGAGACCUCUGAGGCCAUGUCCGCGGACAGCAGCGAUGCUGCUUCAGUGCCCAUCCUCUCAGAAGCAGAUGAGUCUGGUGUGGGGCAGAGCUCAGACAGCAGUGGGGUCUCUCUGGAGGAAGUGUCGGAGAGCAGCUCCAGCACAGAUGCUAUUCCUAGGGUCUACCUGCCAGACUCUUCCUCUAUCGCCCAGUCUACCCUGGUCUCCAGCGUCUCCACAGUGAGCCAGUCCAUUAUGGUAUCGGAAUCCCCACAGGUCCUGGUUCACUCCAGCGUCAUCACCGAUGGGGCCACAAUGGUAUCGGACUCCACUGCAUCCACCUCCUCGGACCUGGGCUCUGCCAUAGACAAAAUCAUUGAGUCCACAAUUGGGCCUGACAUCAUCCAGAGCUGCAUCGCCGUGACGAGCGCUGAAGAUAGCGGUGCCCAGACUACCCAGUAUCUCAUUCUGCAGGGGCCUGAUGAUGGUGCCCCCAUGGUAUCCCAGAUGGCCACUUCUGCUCUGGCCAACAGUUUGGCAAUAGAAGCCAUAGCCGAUGGACCCACCUCCACGUGCCUAGACCAGCCUGGCCCUUCAGACCCUUCCGAGCAGUCUGAAAUACUGGAGCUGCCCACACAGCCGGAUCAGGCCAGAGAGGCAGAUGCUGGGGAGGAGCCAGACCUGGAGAGCUUGGAGGAGAUGAUGGAGGUGGUGGUGGUACAACAGUUCAGGUGCAAGAUGUGUCAGUACAAGAGCAUCUCCAAGAAAACUCUCAUCAACCACAUGAAGGAGCGGCACUUCCAGCCAGUGGCUGCUGCUCUGGCCUUGAAGAAGGGGCGUCCGCGGAAGGGGGAACCCUCCCCAAAGCCCCUGGAGGAAGAUGUGCCGGAGGAGGAAGAGGAGGAUGAUAUCGUGGAUGCUGGAGCCAUUGAUGACCCUGAAGAGGACAGUGACUAUAACCCAGCCGAGGAUGAGCCGCGUGGGCGGCAGCCCAAGUACAGCCGCAUUGUCCCCACGUCGAGUGAGGAGAGGCCACGCCGGCGGCCGGGGAGACCCCGCAAGUUCCCUCGCCUAGAGGACAUGCCGCAGCCUGAAGGUAGGGGGUUGGAGAGGACCAACAGGCCCAGGCUGGCGGAGGGUGAAAGCAGGGAUGAGGCUGACCCUGACGUGCUGGGUUGCUGUUGGGCAGGUGGUGAGGAGGAGCCCUUAGUCACGUCCCAGAGCACUCUGAGCAGCGAGCUGCAGAACUCCGAGGCAGCCAGCUCCUCCGUCCUGGAGAACGGGGCCAGCGACAGCCUCGUGGAGCCUAGCAUCAGCCAGUCGGACUCGGAGAACAAGGAUCCAUCCUCCAACACAGGGCCUGAGGAGGCUGAGACCGUGCCCAGGAGGCGAGGCCGGCCCUCCCGCCGCUUCCUGGGCAAGAAAUACCGCAAGUACAUCGGACGCAGGUACUACUACAAGUCCCCCAAGCCUCUGAUGAGGCCCUACCUGUGUCGAAUCUGCGGCUCACGCUUCCUCACACACGAUGACCUGCGCUUUCACGUUAACUCGCACGAGGCCAAUGACCCUCAGCUCUUCAAGUGCCUGCAGUGCAGCUACCGCUCCCGCCGCUGGUCCUCCCUUAAAGAACACAUGUUUAACCACGUGGGCAGCAAGCCAUACAAGUGUGAGGAGUGUGACUACACAAGCGUGUACAAGAAGGAUGUCAUCCGCCACUCAACGGUGCACAGCCGGGACCGGAAGAAGAGAGCCGACCCGCCCCCAAAGCUGAAUUCGUUCCCCUGCCCGGUGUGUAGCCGAGUCUACCCCAUGCAGAAGAGGCUGACCCAGCACAUGAAGACUCACAGCACGGAGAAGCCACACAUGUGUGACAAGUGUGGGAAGUCCUUCAAGAAGCGCUACACCUUUAAGAUGCAUCUGCUGACGCACAUCCAGGCCAUUGCUAACCGCAGGUUCAAGUGCGAGUUCUGUGACUAUGUCUGCGAGGAUAAAAAGAUCCUGCUGAACCACCAGCUGUCACACAUGAACGACAAGCCGUACAAGUGCAGCUUCUGCAAGUACUCCACCUUCCGUGAGGACUUCCUGGUGUCACACAUGGCCGUCAAACACACGGGGGGGAAGCCGUUUGCCUGCGAGUACUGUCACUUCACCACCAAGCACAAGAAGAACCUGCGCCUCCACGUGCAGUGCCGCCACGCUGACUGCUUUGAGGAGUGGGCCCAGCGGCACCCCGAGGAGCCCCCCUGCCGGCGCCGCCCCUUCUUCACCCUGCAGCAGAUUGAGGAACUGAAGCAGCAGCACAGCCAGGUGCAGACUCCCACAGAACCCGCAGCCAGCCCACCAGUUUCUCUUGGCCCUGUGACCUACCACACAGUGCAGCCCCUCCCGACGGUGGAACCCUCCAUCCUUUCCCAGGAUUCCUUGGGGGGAACCACCAUCAUUUAUGAGCAAGGUGUGGAGGGAUCGGCAGAGCUGGCCACGCAGACAGCGCUGGAUCUCCUGCUGAACAUGAGCAGCCAGCGGGAGCUGGCCACAGGCUCCCUGCAGGUGGCCGUGGUGAAGUCCGAUGGCUCUGGAGUGGCGCAGGCCCCCGAAGACCAGUCACAGCAGGAGGAGGAGGCAGAUCUGGAUUCCACCGGGCAGCAGCAGAAGGUGGUGACGCUGCAUGUGGCUGAGCAUGGAGAGGCCUUAGUGCAGGAGGCCUAUGAGGAGGCGACCCUGGGGAGCUCUGAGCUGCAGCAGAUCACCAUUCCUUUCGGGAGCACAGCGGAGUACAGCAUCAUCACGCCCGUCAGCGAGGAGAUCCAGGCCCCAGAGACUCUCUACAGCGAGGAGGAGAGCCCGACAGAGCCCACCCAUACAGUCGUGGUGAGCGACGCCAUGAUGAACGAAGCGCUGAAAGAGCACAGCAGUCACUACAUCAUGUCGGCCAGUUUCCCAGGGAGCCAGCUCCAUCAUGUCGAGCAGCUCAGUGGGGACCCUGCCCUCUCACCAGGGGAAGGCCAGGAGGCCCAGGCCUCGGGCGGCAAGUGGCCCAUGCUGCAGUGCCUGGCCAGGCAGCUCCGAAAGAACUCUGCCUUCUCCCCAGCACCAGAAGGGCAGGCAGUCCCGUCCGCAAAGGUCAGGUGGCCCGCGCUGCAGGGUGUGGCCAGGAAGCUGUCCUGCAAGAUUGCUACAACUAAGAAGCUGUCGUGCAAGAUUUCCACAACUAAGAAAUUCUCGUGCAAGAUUUGCACAGCCAUGUUCACCGGGAGAGCAGAGAUGGAGAGUCACAAGAGGGCACACGUAGGGCCCAACACCUUCAAGUGUCCAGACUGCCCGUUCACAGCAGCUGUGUGGCUGGAGGUCCGGAGUCACAUGGCACAGCACGCCAACCUUCGACCCCACAAGUGCUCCCACUGCAGCUUUGCCUCCAAGAACAAGAAGGACCUGCGCAGACACAUGCUGACGCACACCAAUGAGAAGCCCUUUGCCUGCCAGAUCUGCGGGCAGAGGUUUAACCGGAACGGGCAUCUCAAGUUCCACAUGCAGCGUCUGCACUGCUCUGAGGGGAAGCGGCUGGGGCAGCCGGCAGCCACCACCCAGCAGACCAUCAUACUGAACAGCGAUGAGGAAGCGCUAGCCACGCUGCAGACGGCUUUGCAGUCUGGCCAGGCAGUGCUGGCUCCUGAACGGCUGCAGCAGGCUCUGGGGCAGGAGCACAUCAUUGUAGCGCAGGAGCAGAGCAUCACAAGCCAGGAGGAGGCCACGUACAUCCAGGAGAUCACAACGGCUGACGGGCAGACGGUGCAGCACUUGGUGACCGCCGAUAACCAGGUUCAGUACAUCAUUGCCCAGGAUGGCGUGCAGCACCUGCUCCCCCACGAGUACGUUGUUGUCCCCGAGGGGCAUCACAUCCAGGUACAAGACGGCCAGAUCACCCACAUCCAGUAUGAACAGGGCAGCCAGUUCCUCCAGGAGCCCCAGCAGAUCCAGUACAUGCCGGUUUCCCCAGAGCAGCAGCUGGUUACCCAGGCUCAGCUGGAAGCCGUGGCGCACUCGGCAGUGACAGCAGUGGCCGAUGCUGCCAUGGCCCAAGCCCAGGGCAUGUUCACCACAGAGGCAACGGCUGAGCAGAUCCAGCAGCUGCAGCAGGGAAUCCAUUACGAUGUCAUCACGCUGGCGGAUUAAGGGCUGGGCAGAUGCUGUGGGCCAGCCAUCCACUAGCCCGGCCGAAAGGGGCUACAGGGGACAAGUCUGAGCACCCUCUGGCUGGGGUUUGCUAUUGACUUGCCGUGUGCAGCAGGAGCGCCGGGUCCUGCCUAUCUGCCCCUCUGCGGCGGCUGCUGCCUCCUACGCAAGGGCUGCUCCCCUAGCAGUCAUGUGGCUGAGGGGCUGGGUGGGUGGCGGCGUGGCCCUGCCUGGGGCUGGUCUCUGUCGCACCUGACAGUCCCGGAUCCUUUUUCCUGCGUCGUGUCCUCGAGUUGCGCCUGCCUGCCAUACAAGGUCCUGGCGUGAGAUGGACGCUGACCCCAGCUGUGUCGUGAAAAGGCUGGGCAAGGACUCCUGCUGUUCGGUUGUAGCAGCCGUGCUGCCUGCCCUUGGGGUGUAGGGCUCACGAGCCUGGCACUGAGAGUGCCUUCCCCCUUCGGCUUUCCUGGCCUGCAGGCAGGCAUUUCUCAGACUCUGCAGGGGGAGAGCAGAACGACCUGGAGAGGGAACCACAACGGACGAGGCACUAGCUGAGAUGUUCUAUUUUUCUUCCAAACAGAGACGGACUCUGCUGGAGAGAGCUGGUUUGUACAGGGUGGGGGAGGGGGAUCAAUGUGAACCAUCUGAAGCUUUGAAUCUGCUUAUGAAUAAAAAGGCAUCGGAUUCUGCCUG
This is a messenger RNA of Emys orbicularis (European pond turtle), 5215 nucleotides long. RefSeq names its product zinc finger protein 335 (gene ZNF335). The coding region runs from base 284 to 4522 and encodes 1412 amino acids. Lineage: Eukaryota; Metazoa; Chordata; Testudines; Emydidae. Gene Ontology annotation, cellular component: nucleus. The record is from RefSeq and is a predicted model, not a curated record. The transcript has 28 exons. Gene Ontology annotation, biological process: positive regulation of transcription by RNA polymerase II; positive regulation of neurogenesis; brain development. Gene Ontology annotation, molecular function: RNA polymerase II cis-regulatory region sequence-specific DNA binding.